CCGCCCCGCCGCUGACGGCGGCCGACGGGGGCCAAGCUUCCGCUGAGGCGGCCGGCGCCGCCGCCUCGCUGUGUAGGUUUUUCGGAGUCCUCCGUCUCCCUGUCGCCCGGCCAUGGAGCUGUGGCAGGUGCCGCUGCUCUUCUCGCGACUGCCCAUGUUCCCAUUCUUCGACCUGGCGCACUAUGUGGCCUCCGUCAUGGCGCUGAAAGAGCAGCGGGGAGCUGUGGAAGUAUCAGUCCAAAGUCCAAUUGCCUGCUGGUUUAGUGCUAUGCUUCAUUGCUUUGGUGGUUCAGUUUUGUCUUCAUUGAUGCUUGCAGAACCGCCAGUAGGGUUUCUGGCAAAGGGCACAAAUAUUCUACUGGCAUCUUCCGUCUGGUAUUUUGUGUUUUACUGCCCACAAGACUUGUUCUGUCGGUGCUUUGCCUUUCUGCCUCUUCGGCUUCUGGUUGCAGGAAUGAAAGAAGUGACUAGGACUUGGAAGAUAACAGGUGGCGUUGCGCAUGCAGACAGUCACUUCAAAGAUGCCUGGCUUGUCAUGGUAGCUGUGGGCUGGGCCAGAGGAGCUGGUGGUGGCCUAAUUUCCAACUUUGAGCAGCUAGUGAGAGGAGUAUGGAAGCCUGAAACCAAUGAACUACUGAAGAUGUCCUACCCUGUGAAGGUAACUUUGAUAGGAGCAGUUCUUUUCACCUUGCAACACAGCCAGUACUUGCCAAUAGCAAGGCACAACCUCAUGUUUUUAUACACCAUCUUUCUUGUUGUUUCCAAGGUAACAAUGAUGCUGACAAGAUCUGCAGCUUCUCCAUUUGCUCCCCUUGAGGCUGCAUUAGGUCAUAUGUUCUUCGGCUUGCAAAAGACACCAUCCAAAAUGAAGGGUGAAGGUGCUGCAUCUUCCAAUGGCUCCUCAGUCUGUGACCGAUCUUCUGAGCAGCACCAUAAUGGUGUUAAGAAAAGGCAGGCAAAGAAAACAGAAUAAGUGGCUUAAAAUCCUUGAUGGUCAUAACCUUUGAAGAUGUUUGUAUUUCAGAUUAGGCUGGCUGAGAAAUUUGUUUAAAGAAAUGCAUGUGAGGAAAGGAUAGGGCUGUAUCCUGCUGUGUUGUUGUUUGCCUUUGGAAUGUGUUUUGUAAGCUACUGUUCAGAUGUCUAAAUGCACUGUUGGAUUUGUAAGUUAAAACCAACAAAUAUUCAUAGUGAUUAUAAGUUUACUACGUUUUGUAUUUAUGAUAACUUUAAAUGCUUACAUGCUAAAAAGAUAGUUUCAAAAUGCAACAAUCAGCCUUGUUAACUUUUCUGAUCUAUCUCUUGUUUCACCUCUUCCGUCCACUCUCACCCUUCACCUUCUUAUGUUUCAUUUGGAUAGCAUGGAUUUGCACUGCCAGGUGUUCAUGAUGGCACGUAUCAAAUAAGGACAUCAUCUGAGUAAGGUUUAAUCACAUUGUGCUGUAAAACCAUGAAAAUAUACUGAACUAAUGCCUUUAGGAAAAUAACUGAAUUACUGUUGUAAUUCACAUUGCACUGGUCUAGAUUUCUAUAUUUACUUAAGUAAUUUUCAUAUUUUUCUAUUUAAAAAAGAGUGAAUUAUCUGGCACUUUUAAAAAUCUUUACAGUUAACCAAGUAGAAACAUUUAAGUGCUUUUGUUGUUACUUUUGUCUUACUUUGACGCUUUAUUUGCAAACAUUUGAUAUAGCUGUUUUUCAUGUUACGUAGGGGAUAUACGUAUUGUAGUCUUUCAGUUUGACUGGGACUAGACAUCUCCACCUGUGCUUUUAUCCAAUCAUAUGAAUAUUUUUACUUUUCAAAGCCAAACUUCCUUUAAAAAAAGUAGUAUUGAACAGUACAUUUACCUUGUUUCUCAUGAGUUCAGCCUUGUUAUGCCUGAUAUUAAUAAAUACCAGCACUAGUUUGUAGCAACUACCUCUGGUGCUACUGGGGAAGAAGCCUGGUGCCACUUGCAGAAUUCUGGGGUUUUUGACCAUGGGUCGGUUUACAUGACACUGGGCCUGCUGGUGUCUGAUGGAGUAUCCCUGUCUCAAAGGAGGGAAAGGAGCUUUGCGCAGGAGAUUGCAGGGCUUAUUGAAAGAGCUUUAAAUAAGAUUUGAAAGGGAAGAGGGAUAAAAUCAGGCUCACUAGAGAUAAGCCUGCAGUCAGCAUGUCAAUGCUAGAGGGACAAUGUGCUAGUGAGGCCCUUCAGUCUGCUGUCUCAGUGGAGGUAGGGGAUGGAGAUACAUGCGACAGCAAAGACACACGAGUUAUUGAUGUUUUGGAUAUCACAGAAGUGCCUCAGAAUGGCCACAUAGGGCCAUCCUCAUGUGCUGAAAGAUGAGCCAGCGGGGAAAAAAAAGGAUUGCCAAGCAUCAGAACAGGCUGCCCACAGAAGUGGUGGAGUCACCAUUCCUGGAGGUACUUAGAAGACAUGUAGAUGUGGUAUUUAGGGACAGUGUCUAGUGGUGGACUUGGCAGUGUCAGGUUAAUGGCUGGACUCGAUCUUAAAGGUACUUUCAAACCUAUCUGAUUCUAUGGUUCUGUAAUAUCAGAGGCACUGAAACUAUUUAUUUGAUGAAAUCUGCCGCUUCUUGCUCAUUGCAUCUUUUUUUCUCACGAUGUGGAGCAGUCUUCGGUGGCAUACACUUCGGAACUGAGAGCUGAGAUAUUACAUUUCAUAAGAAUAGAAUCUUUUCAGAGGAAUCUUUCAUAGAUGUGCCAAUUUUUAGAAUAAAUUAAACUAUUUUUAGAGAAUUAGAGUAUUUUUCUUCAGAGAAUACUGCUUUGAAGAGUGUACUUCAGCAGGAGAAGGUAGUUUAAUCUUUGUGCAGAUAUGCCAAAGAGAAUGUAAAGGCAGAUCUGAUUUGAAAAGACAAAGUUCUAGUUCCAGGUACAUAUCUAAAUUUAGAAAAGCUGUCACCAGUGCUGUGCUUAGAGGAAGAAACAGAAAGUACCCAAGAAAUCUGUGUGCCUGUCUAGUCACAUUUCCAUGAUGAUAGUGACCAAAACCAUUGAAUCUCCUCAGCUUGGAAUCCAACUUCAUAGCAAAAGUGCUGUACCUUGAAAGCUAAAAUAUAUUUUUUUUCAACAGAAAAUAAAAGAACCAAAAAAACACAAACCAACCAACCAAAAACCACCCCAAUUCUUUGAACAAAAUAGCAAUCAUAUUCCUGACAUUUUACACUGAAACUUGGUGUAGUUAUAAAUGCUUGGAAUAGUUGCUUGUGAGGUGUCUCAGUUUUUUUGUAUCUUUGUAUUAUGGAUGUAUGGAUAAGCUUGAAGCUGCCAACUAACUAGUGAUGAUGAUCAACUAGUUAUUCAGCAAAAUCAACAGAAGUUGUUUGUUCACAGUUUCUCAAACUCUUUUGGAUGUUUUUUUUAAAGCUCUAAUUGUGUAUACCAUAUCUCAAGAACCAUACAGAAUUGGACUGUGGUAUGGAACUAUGUGGCACAACUGUGAAACACUGGCUUAUAACUUGCUACUCUUAGCCCAGAUAAAUGUGAAAAUAUGCUUA
This is a messenger RNA of Neopsephotus bourkii (Bourke's parrot), 3495 nucleotides long. It is a transcript of the gene TMEM38B, whose product is annotated as transmembrane protein 38B. The transcript is spliced from 6 exons. The coding region runs from base 113 to 973 and encodes 286 amino acids. Gene Ontology annotation, biological process: potassium ion transmembrane transport. The record is from RefSeq and is a predicted model, not a curated record. Gene Ontology annotation, molecular function: potassium channel activity; identical protein binding. NCBI's taxonomy places the organism in Eukaryota, Metazoa, Chordata, Aves, Psittaciformes, Psittacidae. Gene Ontology annotation, cellular component: membrane.